ACAUAAUGUCAGAGCCAAUUAAUAUUAAAUUGUUAGUUGUAGGAGAUGGAUCAGUCGGAAAAACUUGCAUAUUGUUAAGGUAUCUUAAAAAGUUUUAUAAAAAUCAGCUAUACAACAGAUAAAUUUCCAACUGAAUAUGUACCAACCGUAUUUGACAAUUAUCAAUCAAAAGUGAUGGUUGAUGGAAGAUAAGUUGAUUUAAGUUUAUGGUAAGCAUUUUUUUAAACAUAGGGACACUGCUGGUUAAGAGGGAUAUAAUAAUAUUAGAUAAUUAAGCUAUGAUAACACUGAUAUUUUCCUAAUAAUAUAUUCUGUUGUAGAAAGUAAUUCAUUCUCAAAUGCGUUGCAUAAAGUAAGGCUUUUAUUUGAUUUUAGUGGUAUCCAGAAUUGAACAAAGAUAAAUUUGAAUCUAUACCAAAAAUUCUGGUUGGCAAUAAAAUUGAUAUGAGAAAUGAAGGAAAUUCAAAUCAUGUUAAAAAAACUGCGGUAUAUCUAAAUUAAUAUCAGAAAGGCUGAAUAAUUAGUAAAAGACCUAAAUUGUUAAUUAUUUGAAGUGUCAGCAUUAACUCAAGAAGGUCUUAAACCAUUAUUUGAUACUGCAAUUUAAAUUGCUUUAAAUAAAAAAUUGAAGGCUCUUAAUGAUGCUCAAAAACCAAGUCAACCAGCUAAUGAUUCUUAAUGUUGCCAAUUAAUAUGAAUGUUAAUGAUAACAAUAUUUGAU
Messenger RNA from Paramecium sonneborni, 721 nucleotides. NCBI's taxonomy places the organism in Eukaryota, Ciliophora, Oligohymenophorea, Peniculida, Parameciidae. The record is from the annotation of a GenBank genome assembly.